Molecule: messenger RNA, 1388 nt
Organism: Serpula lacrymans var. lacrymans S7.9
Lineage: Eukaryota; Fungi; Basidiomycota; Agaricomycetes; Boletales; Serpulaceae
Exons: 12
Coding region: 171-1145 (324 amino acids)
Biological process (GO): proteolysis
Molecular function (GO): aspartic-type endopeptidase activity
Source: RefSeq, a predicted model, not a curated record
CACGCAGAAGACGUCACAACCACAGAGAGCACCACCGUCGCCCUCGCCAUGCUGGUGACGAAAUCGACCCGUCCACUGGUUUACCUACUACUGCACCCUCGACCGGCGGUGGAGGUGUCUCAGGCUCAGGCAGCUCCGUUGAUGUCACUGAUGCCGGUGUCACCUACACGAUGUCCGUAGGAGUUGGCAGCCCUGCCACCCAAUACACUCUCCUCAUCGAUACUGGAAGUUCUAACACUUGGGUUGGUGCCGCCACCCAAUAUGUACCAACCAGUACUAGUCAGAACACCGGUGACACCGUCAAUGUCAGCUACGGUUCUGGAUCCUUCUCGGGUACCGAGUAUACCGACACUGUUACUUUGAGUUCUAGUUUGGUAAUUCAGAAUCAGUCUAUUGGUGUCGCAUCGACUGCAACAGGUUUCAAUGAUGUGGACGGUAUUCUUGGUGUUGGCCCUACCGAUCUUACUCAAGGAACUGUAUCCGGGCAAACCGAGGUGCCCACUGUUGUGGACAACUUAUAUUCACAGGGCACUAUUGGAGAAGACUCCAUUGGAAUUUCUUACGAGCCCACCACUACCGAAGGAGAGCUCAAUGGUGAAAUUACAUUCGGUGGCACCGACAACACCAAGUAUACUGGUGAACUCAGCUACACCCCUAUUACGACAACCUCUCCAGCGUCCAACUACUGGGGCAUCAACCAGUCUGUAACUUACGGUACAGGCACCACCAUCCUGAGCACCACUGCCGGGAUUGUUGACACUGGUACCACGCUUUUGAUGAUUUCCAGUGAUGCAUUCUCUGCUUAUCAGCAGGCUACGGGCGCUACUGAAGACCAGAGCACUGGCCUCUUGACGAUCACUGAAUCCCAAUACGAGAACCUUCAGAGCCUGUUCUUCGACAUCGGCGGAGUCACCUAUGAGUUUACUGCCAAUGCGCAGAUCUGGCCCCGAUCGCUCAACAGCACUCUCGGUGGUGAAGAUGGCCAGAUUUAUCUUAUUGUGUCUAGCCUGGGAACCCCCAGCGGCCAAGGUCUGGACUUCAUCAACGGUUUCGGAUGGCUCCAGCGCUACUACAGUGUGUUCGACACUGCCAACGCGCAACUCGGCUUUGCGACGACCCCCUAUACGGAUGCGACUACCAACUGACUCCCUUCGACAACGGCAUCGCGUACUGCCAAACCCAGUACAGCUAGAUUAUGAUUACACCCUUUUCACGACAUAACGAGCUAGAAUAUCAUUGAUUUUGAGGACUCUUCUUUUCUUUUCCUUUUGCCGAUAUCGUUCUUUCUUUGUAUACCUUGUAUGUGACAAGAUUCUAGACAGUGAACCUUCCGAGCUGUGUAGUGUAUUUCAGUAAUGUUUUGCAAUAUCACGAACAUUUUUCAUCGG